UUGUGAUAGUCCGAUCGCGGUUUUGCCAACUCAAACGCACUACGACCUGAGAAAGCAAGCACACAGUCCACCAUGGCACCCAAAAAGGGCCGUACGCAAAAGCUUUCCGAGCUUCAAGAGAAGGCUGUCAAGGACUACGACCCUGAAGCCGACGUCCCUGCCGAUGGCAGUGAUGACGAUAGCAACAGCGAUGGCGAUUCAGAUGGCCUCACCGGAACCGAGCACUAUGUCUCUGUUGGCAAGAGCAAGCUCCGCCAGGCCGAUGUCGACAACCUUGGACCACAGUAUAGAGGAAAGCGAGUGAGCCGGUCAGCACUCGACGAAAGCGACGAAGACAGUGCAGAAGAGUCCGAUGAAGAGGAUUCCGAGUCCGGGGGAGACGACUCCUCAGCUGAGGAGUUUGCCGACCCAGACACCGCCGACCUCGAGGCCGAUCACGUCGACGACGAUGAAGAGAUAGACAGCGACGAAGCGCUCGGAGCCAGGGAUGAGGAGAAAUUUGCAAAGUUUACUUUCCGUGGCAGCUCAAAGCCCAGAGUCGAAAGCGCACGCCGCAGCAAACGCCCCAUUGCAGCUGAUUUCCUAAGCGACUCUGAGGAAGAUGAGGAGGAUGCGGGUAGCGCCGAGUCGGACCUGGCUGAAGGAUCUGGAGACUCGGGUGAUGAAGAUGAUGGAUUGGAGAGCGACGAAGUCUCCGAUCCAAGCGAUGCUUCAGAAGACGAAGAAGACGACGAGGACGAAGAAGACGACGAGGAUGGCUUAGAGGGCGAAAGCGACGAAGAGGAAAAUGCCAAGAAUUCAGACCUCACUGCCCAACUCCGGAAGAUGAUGGGACAAGAUGGUGCACAAAACGGAGGCGCACAAUCCCAAGCCGCCGUCGCCGGUCUAGACAAGGGACGCGCGGUUCGUCAACAAAGACGCUCAUUCGACUCCCUUCUGAACAUCCGUAUUCGACUUCAGAAAGCGUUAGUCGCUGUCAACUCCAUGAGUACCCUGCCCGAAAGCGAGUCUACUGAGGAUCAGCCGUACCAGGCUGCCGAGGAAGCGGCGCUGAAGUUAUGGAGCACGAUCGAUACGUUCCGCCGGUCUCUUACGCCGGGCUUGUCAACCACAGCAGCUGGCCAAAAACGGAAAAGAGAUGUCGACAUGAACACGCCUCUGCAGGACCUAUGGGAAGAUAUGGGGGUAGUAGAAGCUAGGGCAGCAUCCUACAGAAAGAAGGUGUUGGAAAAAUGGUCGAGCAAGACAAAGAGCACCACUGCUGUCACAUCCAAGCGACAAUUGGGUACUACAACAGUCGAGUCACUGACUUCGGUUCUCGAGGACCAGUUGGUCAACCCGGAUCGUUUGAUCAAGCGCACACGUGUUCCUCGGUCGUGUGCUCCGAUACAGUCUAGCAAAAAGGUACAAGAGGAUGAGAAUAUUUACGACGAUGCCGACUUCUACCAGCUUCUGCUCAAGGAGCUCGUGGAUCAGCGGACAUUGGACGGCUCUGCAGCUGCCGGAGGAUCUGUGCCGACGGUGAAGUGGGCAGCCGUCAAGGAGGCCAGGACCAGGAAGGUUGUUGACCGAAGGGCUAGCAAGGGUCGCAAGCUGCGAUUCACUGUCCAUGAAAAGCUGCAGAACUUUAUGGCGCCUGAGGACCGGAGAACGUGGGAGCAGGACGCCAUCGAUCGCUUCUUCGGUACGCUGUUUGGUCAGAAGAUGGAGUUGCGCGAGGACGCCGACGGUGCUUCCGAGGAUGAAGAUAUGGGCGGCGUUGAUGUUGAUGGCCCUGGCCUCAGACUUUUUGGCUAG
Messenger RNA from Pyricularia grisea, 1797 nucleotides. RefSeq lists its product as uncharacterized. The transcript has 3 exons. The record is from RefSeq and is a predicted model, not a curated record. Gene Ontology annotation, biological process: maturation of SSU-rRNA from tricistronic rRNA transcript (SSU-rRNA, 5.8S rRNA, LSU-rRNA). NCBI's taxonomy places the organism in Eukaryota, Fungi, Ascomycota, Sordariomycetes, Magnaporthales, Pyriculariaceae. The coding region runs from base 73 to 1797 and encodes 574 amino acids. Gene Ontology annotation, cellular component: nucleolus; nucleus.